Molecule: messenger RNA, 1746 nt
Organism: Lagopus muta (rock ptarmigan)
Lineage: Eukaryota; Metazoa; Chordata; Aves; Galliformes; Phasianidae
Gene: SCARA5
Product: scavenger receptor class A member 5
Exons: 9
Coding region: 196-1674 (492 amino acids)
Biological process (GO): iron ion transmembrane transport
Cellular component (GO): plasma membrane
Molecular function (GO): ferritin receptor activity
Source: RefSeq, a predicted model, not a curated record
UCAGCUCUCUCUUCGCUCCGCCGCAGCCGCUGCCGGCCGGGAGCCCAUGGGAGGCGGCUGGGAGGUUUGGGGGGGUUCGGGUGGGCGGCGGGGAGAGGUCGCCGGGCCCUCGCUGUCUUUUCCUAUCCCGGCCAUCGCGCUGCGCUGGGGGUGUUGAGAGCCACGGGAAUCCCGUCCCGCGUGGGCAGCGGGAGGAUGGAGAACAAGGCCAUGUACCUGCACACCUUCAGCGAGAGGGAGAACGGAUCCAUCUUCGAGGAGCCCUUCGAGGGCAGGAGCCUCUCCAAGCUGAACCUCUGCGAGGACGGUGCCGGGCACAGGAUGAAGGCAGCCGGGCGCUGCGGGCGGCUGGGCUCCCUGGCAGCACUCAAGUAUGCUGUGCUGGGACUCUACCUCCUCGUCUUCCUCAUCCUCGUUGGUGUUUUCAUCCUUGCAGUCUCCAGGCCGCAGACUUCUCCUGAGGACCUGAAGGCGUUGAUGGGGAAUGUGAACCGCCUCAAUGAGAGUUUCCGGGACAUGCAACUGAAGCUGCUGCACCUCCCUCUGAAAGGGGAUGUGAUGGAUCACAUCUGGAGGCUCCAGGACCUUCUCCAGAACCACUCGGACUCCUUGUUCCUCAUGACGGGCUCGCUGCAGAAGCUGGAAGGCCUUCUGUGGAGCCUGCAGACCCAGGCUGGCCAAACCGAUAGGGCCGUGGCCAAUCUGUGGGACAGCCUGGCCCUGCAGGGCGAUGCAGCCCAGCAGGAGCUCUACAAGCUCUCAGUGGAAAGCAACAACAGCCGGCUGCUGCUGCAACACCACGAACACCUCUUGAGCCACUUGGGCAGCAGGCUGGAGGGUCUGAGCGAGCAAGUGACAGCCGUCAGCGGAGCCGCCGAUGCCAUGAACAGGACCUUCUCCUACGAUGUCAACGUCCACCACAGCCGCAUCCAGGACCUGCAGGUACUGAUCAGCAAUGCCACUGAGGACGCCCGGCGGAUGCGGCUCAUCCACAUCGCCAUGGAGGAGCAGCUGAAGCACGAGCUGGCCAUCCUCGGCAACGUGACGGAGGACCUGCGUCUCAAGGACUGGGAGCACUCCAUUGCACUGAAGAACAUCUCCGUCAUACGGGGGCCCCCAGGACCCAAGGGAGACCCUGGCCAUGAAGGGAUGGAGGGGGAGCCUGGCCGGCCCGGCCCACCCGGCCUGCGAGGGAUGCCUGGGGAGAGAGGACUACCAGGACCACGUGGCUUGAAGGGGGACAAAGGAGACUUUGGCCCUAUGGGUCCAGCUGGGAUGCGGGGAUUCAAAGGUGAUCGAGGACCAAAGGGAGAGAAGGGAGACCGAGGCAGCGACAUGGCAGCUGCUGCCGAGGAGGGGUUGAUCCGGUUGGCCAACGGCUCGGGACCCCACGAGGGCCGCGUGGAGGUUUUCCACGACCGCCGUUGGGGCACGGUGUGCGAUGAUGGCUGGGAUAAGAAGGAUGGGGACGUGGUGUGCCGGAUGCUGGGCUUCCGAGGCGCCGAGGAGGUGUACCGCAUGGCCCGCUUCGGCCAAGGCACGGGCAGGAUCUGGAUGGACGACGUCUCCUGCAAGGGGACUGAGGACAGCCUGCUGCUCUGCAGCUUCUCCAGCUGGGGCAAGACCAACUGCGGCCACGCAGAGGAUGCGGGCGUCAAGUGUGUGACGCCGUGACAGUGAGGACACCCAGUGCUCCUCACCUGCAUUUCCCAAAAGGUUUUAUUGGAGAAAUAAAUGCUUUUUUUU